AUGGCAACCGCAAUUUAUGACUAAUUAGUAACAGUUUUUACAAAUACAGAUAAUAACAUCAGAAAUGAAACAGAAAAACAAUUAGUGACUAGUCUCAUAGAUAAUAUCUAGAAUUUCGAAUAGAUAGCCAAAGUUGCUAUGUAAUAGGAUAAAAGUAAAAAUGUGUUUCGAUAUCUGUAUAGUGCAAGAACAGGCAGCCAGUUUAUUAAAUUCAGUUGUGUUGAAGAUGCUGACAAACAACAGUAUUUUUAUAUCAUACUAAAUAGUGUAAUUGACAAUAAAUCAUGCAAAUUCCAUCCUGGCAGUUCUCAUGUCUCAGUACACUCCCUUAAAAUGCAAGUAAUCUUUGAUCAAGUGCAUGAGUUUAAUUGUUAGAAAAGAUAAAAGUAUUUACCUAACUUAAACUAGGUGUAAAAACAGAAAUUGAGAAUAAAAUGAAGGAAUUCUUAAGACAAGAAUAGCAAUGGCAAAUUUAAAUAGGAAUCUUAUUUUUUAAGAUCUUACAAGACUCUUUGGAAUUGCAAACAUAUAGUUCCAUAGUGUAAACAGGUUAUGAAUGGAUAGGUGAGUUUUUCAAUCAAACCGGCUUUGUCAUCACCAAAUUGACAGAAUAACCAAAGGAAUUAUCAGAUGAUUUCAUCACAACCAUUAGAUUAUACACUCAAGUAGUCACUGAUUUAUGUGAGAAAGUAUUUGAUAGAAAUAAUAGUCAAAAAGAACAAACUUAACCAAUUCAAAACAUUUUAUUUCAAUAAAACUCUUUCUCUGGAAUUCUUAUAAUAUUAUUAUCCUAUUCUCCAUAAAUAGGUAAACAGAUUCAAAAUUGUUCCAUUAUCAAUACGGGCAAUGAUCAUUUUGACAAUCAAUUAAAUGAAAUUAAGUGUUAAGUGUUCAAGAUCUACUUCUUAACUCUCCAAGUCUUGCUGAAUAAUCGCAAUAAGAAUGAAGUUAAAAAAGGAGCUUUUGGUCCUUACUUAACGACCAUAACACAAUUGUUAAUCUACAGUUUAUUGGCAUAUAUCAACAGUGAAUCAAUUACUUAAAUUUACAAGUAUUUAUGCAAUCUAUAAUCAUGAAAGCAAACCCUAUUUACCAAAAAUCAUGACGUACAUCCUGAAGUUAUUGGCAAACCUAGGGUCUUAGACUGAUUAAUACCAAAUAUUCUCUGAUUCUAAAAUUGCCUUAAUAACAGAUGUAAUCUAUCCAUUUCUGAUAACCUCCCAAAAAGAAUAUUAAUAGAUGAAAGAUUAGCCUGAAGAAUUUGUCAAUUUGGCAUUGGACACAGUAGACAAAUAGGAAUCAGAUGUUCCAAAGACAGCAGCAGCAUCCUUAUUAGAAACCUUAUGUGAUCAUAUUGAUGGGUCUACUACAUUUUUGGCAAAUUUGGCAGUCAUAAUUUCAUAGGAUUCCAUCAAUAUGAUAACUAAUAAUCCAGUUUAAUUGAAGGAAUAACAAGUGGCCUUUGUUUAGGCAUUGCAAGAUAAGUAGAUAAAACCUAUAUAAUAGGAAAUUAUUCAAAGAAUAUACUCCGGUGGAUAGGAUUGAAAGUAGUUUAGUAAUUUUAACAAUCAUGAGUUAUUUGAUACAGAAAAGAUUUGAUAUUGUGUUAUUAAUGGAAUAACUCCUGACUGAUAAUUUAUUAUUCUUUUAGUCAAUUCAAGAAUAAAUAAUCAAAUUAAGACUCUCCUUAUUCUUUGGAUAUUAUUGUGACAACUUAUUCAAAAAGGAUACUCAAUCGUAAAACAUGAAUGCUUAUUUAUAAAUAAUGAUCAGUUUUGUGUAGCCAUCAGAACCUGUUGUACUUUAUUAAUCAAUUGAUGCAUUGAAAGACAUAUUUGAGGAUGAUGAUCUCAAAGGUAAAACCAAAGAUCUGGUAGUAAUACUAUUCCCACAAUUAUGUAAUGGACUUCAAUACAGCACAUACGAGAGACACUUUGAAACAAUAACAAAUAUACUAAAAAGGUAUCCGAAUUAGUUCUUGUAAAAUGAUAACUUAUUGGUUGGUUUGAUCCAAGUUUUAACUUAGAGAGUCAUUAUGGAAUAGUAGAAAAUCAAUUCAGGUGAUCAAUAAAGACAUAUCUAUUUAAAUAGAUGUUGGAAUGUCCUUAGAUCAUUGGUUGAUCAAGAUGAAUUCAGUGAGAUCUUAGGCAAAUUGGAGUAGCAUUUAGCAUAAUUGUAUUCAAUGUUGGCUAAUUGUGAUAAAAUAGAUUUUGAUGAAGAUCUGGUGCUCUUCAUUUCUGGAUGCAUCUCUAAAUUAUCAGUUGUAACAGAAUUGUAGAUGCAAAUCUUACCAUACUUCUAGAAUAUCAUCAAGAAGUAGUAGGGAAGAUUGUGCAAUCUUUUUGAAACACUCAAUCAAUACAUGCAUUUUGGAAGAAACUAUUUUUUGAAUGAAGCCUAAUAGUCCAUUUACUUUUAAUUGGCAUUCUAGAAUUUGUAAAAUGAAGAUAACUAUGGUGACAUCGAAUUAGGAGAAGGAGCCUUGUUAAUUCAAUUAGGAAUCUAAGAACUCCAUGAUGAUCUAAAGAGCAAUAUACUAUCUUAAAUCCUUUUCCAAACUAUCAAAAUUUUAUAAAGUAAAGAGAUCAAUGAACACUUAAAGUCUAGAAUUACAGGCAUCAUUUUGAGUUCUCUUUACAAAAUACCAGAAAAAACAUAUGAAGUCUUGUCUGAAGUUUUCUCUGCUGUUUACAAUUGCAUUUUAGAAACCCAUUAUUCUCCAGGUUACGAUAUCAAAUUGUUUAUAAUUACGAUGUCAUCAUUGAUUAUGAAAUAACCCAAUCUCUUAACUCCAAAUUUACUGACCAUAAUGGUCAACAACUUAAUCGCUUAAGAAAAGUAUGAAAAAGAUUAAAAGUUUAAAUAAAAUGAGUAAUGUAUUCUUGUUUAAUUCUAGUUACAUGGAUGAUGAAUUAGAUGACGAAGAUGAUGAUAGCGAUUUCAACGAUGAGGAAGAAAUAACAUAAGCUUAGCAAUAGACAGAGUAAUUCCUAAGUUCUGUAGUCAAAUUGGAUGAAUAUUCUUUAUUCAAAUAGACUCUCCUAUGCAUCAAGAAUCAGUAUGAGUAUUAUACUUACUCCUUAGGUACCCAGCAGCUAUUGAUCAAUUAAAAACUGGGUUGGACUAAUAGACAAUCAACAAAAUUAAUGAAUAAUUGUAGUUUGUUAGAGUGGAAACUCAAGAUGGAGAAGAACUUAGAAAAUUUCGACAACUAAAUAAUUGCUAUCGUAAAAAGUAAUUUAAUAAUUGA
Molecule: messenger RNA, 3250 nt
Organism: Paramecium octaurelia
Lineage: Eukaryota; Ciliophora; Oligohymenophorea; Peniculida; Parameciidae
Source: the annotation of a GenBank genome assembly